UGUGACGAAGAAUCACAGUAUUUAAGAGGCUGUAGGAAUGGGCUGAAAAUCGGCUUUUGUUUUCUGUGCAGACAGGCACACUCCCAUCUGAUUUGGGCCAUCCCUCACCUUCAGAGUGAAGGGGGAAAAAUAACCCCCAGACUCCUUGCCACCAUGUGCUACGGCAAGUGCGCACGAUGCAUCGGACAGUCUCUGGUGGGGCUCGCCAUCCUCUGCAUUGUAGCUAACAUCUUGCUGUACUUUCCCAAUGGGGAAACAAAGUAUGCCUCUGAAGACCACCUCAGCAAGUUUGUGUGGUUUUUUUCUGGCAUCAUAGGAGGGGGCUUGCUGAUAUUCCUGCCAGCAUUUGUCUUCAUUGGGCUGGAACAAGAGGACUGCUGUGGCUGCUGCGGCCACGACAACUGUGGCAAAAGAUGCGCGAUGCUUUCUUCUGUGCUGGCAUCUCUCAUCGGAAUUGCAGGGUCUGGCUACUGUGUCAUUGUGGCAGCUCUGGGCUUAGCGGCAGGACCACUAUGUCUUGAUUCCUCCAACCAGUGGAACUAUACCUUUCUGGACACUGAAGGACAAUACCUUCUGGAUACAUCCACAUGGUCCCACUGCAUCGAACCCAGGCACGUUGUGGAAUGGAAUGUUUCUCUGUUUUCUAUACUCUUGGCACUAGGUGGAAUUGAAUUCAUCUUGUGUCUCAUUCAAGUAAUAAACGGAAUGCUUGGAGGCAUAUGUGGCUACUGCUGUACUCACCAUCAGGUAAGAACCUGCAUGAAAAAAUUCAAUAUGACUGUUAAAAUAACCACCCCAAGACAGAACCACAAUCUUCCUUCAUUUCAUUGUAAUUUAUAUAUUUUACUUGUAUUAAUUUGUAAAACUUUGUACUAGUGUAUUAUAUUUCUUUUAUGCUCCUUUUAUAAAUGUGUGUAAAGACUGGCAUCUUCAUGUGAUGUCAGUGUUUGCACUUAGCAAACAAAUAUAUAUAUAUAUAUAUAUAUAUAUAUAUAUAUAUAUAUAUAUAUAUAUUUUAAAGAAUGAGAAAAUAAACCACACUCUUGAGAUUAUUUACAGAUGGAGUGAUGGUCCUCAAUGCAUUUGAGAUAAACUCUGAAGUAAUGUUUUUAAGAAACAUUGCCAUGAUAAAUAUUACAUCCAAAUUUCUACUGUAUAUAUGUGCUUGUGUUUAUUAAAUGAAAGAUUUCUAGUAGCUUUUUUAAGAUCAUGAAGGAGAAAAUCCAACAACUUGAAAAGAUGAUUUUUUUUCAUUGUUUAUAUGGUGUUUCCCAUUGAUGUACCUGCAACUCUCUAAUAUGAAGCUUCUUUGCACUGUUUUUGCCUUCUGGGAGGGACAGCUCCUUGCCCAGAGUGGGAGGACUGACUCACGAUUCUCCAAGCCUAAUGAAUGAGUCAAAAUGUACAAUGCUGCUGGUUGCUGCAAGCACUUCAGAUCCUAAGUUUUCCUAACAUGUGCAAACUUUUUUGUCCUUCAAAGACAAGCACUGAGGAUCACGUAUUUAAGAAGAGAAAGGCCUGGAUGAUUAGACAGGAAGCAUGUUGGGAAACGGAAUAAAGCACCAUGAGAAAAUGGGGGAGAAGGGAAAUGGGGCAGGAGGACCACAAGGAAAUAUCCCAAACUUUCUUGUUUAAAUACAACAAAAUAAAGUAUCCACUACCAUUUU
Myotis myotis is the source of this 1667-nucleotide messenger RNA. It is a transcript of the gene TM4SF1, whose product is annotated as transmembrane 4 L six family member 1. The transcript is spliced from 5 exons. NCBI's taxonomy places the organism in Eukaryota, Metazoa, Chordata, Mammalia, Chiroptera, Vespertilionidae. The record is from RefSeq and is a predicted model, not a curated record. The coding region runs from base 154 to 876 and encodes 240 amino acids. Gene Ontology annotation, cellular component: membrane.